GUAAAAAGGUGUACGAGUGUAGUAACCAGCAGCAUGCAGAAGCGGCUACACAUUGAUUCCCCCACAUUACCUCCGUCUGCGAGAAGGCAAAAGCAAAAGACAAGUUUCGCCGGAGGUAGUAGUAGUGAGACGGCGUCUCCCUUCGUAUCGCCUUUCUUCGUCGAGACCUUCUUUGAACAGUUUACUCGAGCCGAAAGUUGUAAGUUCGUUCGCGAUUCGAGGACUACGCGAAAAUCGAUGAUCCAAGGAGUGCGUUUACCACCUCUGAUAAUCAAGAUGCCACGUUUAUCUAACCGCAGGAUCGUAAUAGCCGCUCUUUUCGUCGUUGCAGUGGCAUUGCCGAUGAAGAAUGUGACGGCUAACUCCACAACGAGCUUGAACCUGACGGAAACAAUGUUUUCGGUUGACGACGACGGUGAGGAUAUGGAAUUCAAAGAUCGGUACCGAAGACUGAUACCGUACAUGACGUUUUACGUGUCGAACAACAACGUGAACCAGCAAUCGCAGUCGCAGUCGUCGACUCCUUACAAGGGAACGAUGAGAAUUUCACCAAAUGUGCAAAGAAGACCGGCGCCUCCAGUGCCUCCAGCUUCUCACCUGCAAUACAACAAUUAUGGAACAAGAAACAACCACCCAACGGGAGUCGGAAGCGGCGCAAAAAAGACCCAACAAUACUACGUGAGUCCGCCGGCAGUUCAUCAUGAAAAAUUCAUACCGUCUGUCCAAUAUGACCCGAAAGACAUGGACAACGAGGAGUACUUUACGCCUGUGCGAUACACCCAGAGUCCCAAUAUCGACGACUACCAAUCGUCCUACUACCAGAGGCUCAGCUACCAGACGCCACGGCCAACGACAUCCUCGUCGACUCUGCGCGUCAACGAACAUCAGCAUCAACAGCGACCGCUUCAGUUGUACUUCACAACGCACAGACCAACCACGACGAAAUUCACACCUGCUGGAUCGUACGCCGAGAUCUUGGUGAGGAAGGAAUCGCUGCCGAAACGACCCACUCAGAGACCGCUGUCCAAGCCUUACGUCAAGUACGACCAAGGGGAGACGAUAAAUUAUUCUGGGGCUGAAUUCGAACCUCAGCGAUACGCCAGACCGCAGCCAUUCAGACACCCGGAACAGGUUUCGGCACCUUUGCAGUCUUCUUCUUCUUUUCCAUCUUUUUCUUCGUCUUCUCAUCAGCUUGGUCAGAGACAUCGAAAUCCGUCGACACAGGCGAACCUGAACCACAUAAUACAAAGUCUACAGCUGACUAAUCAGCUUCCAGAGAUGCUGAACGCGGAUAAUAUCGACGAGAGUAUUAAAACCCUUGUAGAAAUACUCAGCCUGUUGAACAACGGAAGGAAGUACGAGCUGCCGCACUCUCAGCAAAACUCAGGCUCCGUCUUGCCGGUUGUCGACUCAUCUUCGAAGUACGUUCAGGAGUAUCAAGACGAGUAUCAAGACGCCUAUCAAGGCGCUCAGGCCAGGCCCAAACCCUCUGCGAAGAGGCCGUUCGAACCGACUCGAAUCAGGCCAAUUGUAGUUCAGGAUAACACGAGGCCAUCCAACGGACCUUAUCACGUCAAUGUGAUUGACGUCAUAGGGAGAAAAUACUUACCGACAGUGUUGGCGGAGGAUCAGAAAGAGGCUACUGGGCUCUCGGAGCGACCUGUAAUAGUUGAAACCACAACGUCGCAAGGGUAUAAAAUAGAUGAAGAAACUCCGGAGGAUCCUCCGAUGGACGACAAUGUCGCAGUGACGAUCUUUCCUCUGACCACCGAAGAACCUGCGGCACAAAAUUAUCCACCACCUGACGGAGCCUCGUCGCAUGUCCAAAACUUUCCACCGACGCCACUGAAAUACGGAGCAACCAGAGGUAAACCUAACGUCGAUUACCCAGCAUACGCUACGAUACCAAAAACGGAAUUCAGCUGCGCCACCCAACGGUAUAAAGGCUUCUUCGGAGACCCUGACACGGGGUGUCAAGUCUGGCAUUACUGCGACUUGAACGGUGGAAUGUCCUCGUUCUUGUGUCCAAACGGUACGAUCUUCAGUCAGGUAGCUUUGACUUGCGACUGGUGGUUCAACGUCAAGUGUGAGUCAACGGCACAGCUUUACGUACUCAACGAACGAUUGUACAAGUACAUACUUCCUGUGAUGCCCAAGUUUCCCGAAGAUUUUAGCGGGCCGGAGGUUGAUCGGUACUUGGAAUUGAAGUUUAAAGAAAUGGAGGCAAAAAUGAAAGAGAAGAAGCUUAGAAAACAACAGAUGGACAAAAAUAAGACAAAGAACAGCACGCAGGUUGAAGACAAUGUUAGGCAGUAAAUUGACGAUUCGAUAGAAAGUGAUUUGAUAUUCCAUUUUUCAAUAUUAAUUUUCCUUUCCUAAUAACCGGUAACAACUGACACUUCAACGA
This is a messenger RNA of Diprion similis, 2407 nucleotides long. RefSeq lists its product as uncharacterized. The coding region runs from base 34 to 2316 and encodes 760 amino acids. Gene Ontology annotation, cellular component: extracellular region. The record is from RefSeq and is a predicted model, not a curated record. Gene Ontology annotation, molecular function: chitin binding. Lineage: Eukaryota; Metazoa; Arthropoda; Insecta; Hymenoptera; Diprionidae. The transcript has 3 exons.